AUGGGGUCGUUGUUCAGAAGUGAGCAAAUGGGACUCUAUCAACUUCUGGUACAAAAGGAUGCAGCUUAUGCUUGCGUCGCAGAACUUGGCAAGCUUGACUGUGUGCAGUUUAAAGAUUUAAACGAAGGUAUGUGUAAGUUUCAAAGACGGUUUGCAAACGAAAUAAUACGAUGCGAAGAAAUGGGAAGAAGCUUAGGAUAUCUAGAAGAUCGCAUAAUGGAGAACAGUGCAGACGUAGAGAUUACUGACAUGGAUGAGACGAAUUUUGAAGUUGCGGAUGAACGAGGAUUGGUAACUCUCGAGGCAAAAAUUUCUGAAUUUGAGAGAGAAACCCGACAUCAUUUCAGAAGCGACAUUAAAAUGCGAAAAAGCUAUUAUGAACACAUUGAAUUUCUGCAUGUCUUGCAGAAAACUGAAGAAUUUUUUGACGUGCAUAUGGACGACCAGGCUAUGACAGAGUUGGAAACGGCAGAAGCUGAAGCUUUGGAUGAAUCAGCAAAAUUAGCUCACGAUGACGAUGGAAAAUGGUUUGUUACGGGCAUACUAGCGUGGGAAAAAAGGCUAGUUUUUGAACGGGUAAUAUGGAGAGCCUGUCACAGAGCUGCUUUUGUACGUCACGCUGCGAUUGACGAACUUUUGGAAGACCCUAUAACGGGCACGUCUGAUAGGAAGUGCGUGUUUAUUGUGUUUUUCAAAGGACAGUUUUUGAAGGAAAUUAUCGACAAAGUUUGCGACGGAUUUAAAGCAAGGCAGUAUCCUUGUCCGAAAACGUCUCGAGAAAGAAAAACUAUGUGCGAGAACGUAAUCAGAAGAUUGAAUGACCUUUGGGUGGUCAUUCAGUCGACUAAUCUCCAACGACGCAGGGUAAUGAGAGAGGCAGCAGCUAAUCUAAGAAACUGGCAAAAGGAAGUACAUCUCCGCACUGCUAUUUACCACACACUAAAUAUGUUCAUUUUUGAAGCAGAUAGAAAAUUUUUUGUUAUGGAAGGUUGGGUGCCAGUUAAGCAGCUCAGUAGUAUUCGAAAAGCAUUGGAUAAAGGAGCUGAAAAGAGUAACUCUUCAGUGACUCCGAUGAUUAACUUAAUAGAAACUGCUGAUAAACCACCAACUGACAACGUGACUAACAAAUUUACUGAAGUAUUUCAACUGGUGGUCGACGCAUAUGGAGUGGCAACUUACAGAGAGGUUAAUCCCGCUCCUUUCACAAUUAUUACAUUUCCAUUUCUGUUUGCUGUAAUGUUUGGGGAUGUUGGCCAUGGUCUUCUAAUAUACCUCAUGAUACUAAUGGGAUUGUUUUCGAUGUAUACAGGUUUAUUGUAUAAUGAUGUUUUCGCGAAGUCCACUAAUUUUUUUGGUUCAGCAUGGCGAAACCCAUACAAUCGUUCAUUGAUUGAUAAAUGGACUGAAGAAUCCGCAGCUUUCGGUAAACCUAUGCUGAAGACAUUCGACCCUAAAGUGACUUAUAGGACGGAGAGACCGUAUUUGUUUGGUGUAGAUCCAAUAUGGAGUCUUGCUGAAAAUCGCUUAAAUUUUUUGAACUCGAUGAAGAUGAAGGUGUCUAUUAUUAUCGGGGUUUUGCAGAUGAUUUUCGGAAUUCUGCUCAGCUACUGUAAUUUUUGGCAUUUCGGUUCUUACGUCGAUAUUUUUACUAUAUUUCUUCCCCGUCUGAUAUUUAUUUUAUCCAUAUUUGCUUAUUUGUGCAUUCAGAUUAUAGUGAAAUGGAUUUAUUUUUCCGUUCACAGUGGCACAGUUUUUGGUCAAUUUUAUCCAGGCCCAACUUGUGCACCGUCACUGUUGGCUGGGCUUGUCAACAUGUUUAUGUUAAAGGAACGACCUAUUGGUUUCCUGGCCAACAGUAAUUCAUCAGAAGUUUUGGAUCGUUGUUUCUUGUCACAAUGGUAUCCAUAUCAGUACAUGGUAGAGACGUCUCUGGUUGCUUGUGCUGUUUUGUGCAUCCCAGCCAUGUUGCUCGGAAAACUAUUAUGUUACGCCAUUCCAUUCCGACAUGAAAAGAGUCAUAUUGCAGGCUCGGAAAAUCCGGUUAAGAAAAUGUUUUUAUUGUUUAUGCAGGCAGUUCGGAUUAAUGUGGAAGACGACGGUCUGGAAUUUAUAGCUUCACAAAGACGUAGAACUGAUAGUGAUGCCCAAGAUAUGCCUAAAAGAUUUUCCAAAGAAUAUGCAGAUACAUUAGUUGAACAGGUUAUAAGAACGACCGAGUUUGUACUUGGAUGCGUUUCACAUACAGCUUCUUAUCUGCGGUUGUGGGCACUUUCACUAGCUCAUUCACAGCUUUCCGACGUUCUGUGGUAUAUGCUGUUUGGACAGUGCUUGAAAUAUUCCGGCUUCACUGGUUCAGUUUUUAUUUAUCUAUUCUUUUUGCUUUUCGCAGUGUUGACUUUUGCAAUACUCGUGAUGAUGGAAGGACUGUCUGCCUUUCUUCAUGCUUUACGCCUGCACUGGGUAGAGUUUCAAAGCAAGUUUUAUGAGGGAGAUGGCCAACCCUUCGUUCCUUUCUCAUUUCGGCGAUAUUUGAAGGAGCGUAUCAAAUAG
Molecule: messenger RNA, 2550 nt
Organism: Enterobius vermicularis (human pinworm)
Lineage: Eukaryota; Metazoa; Nematoda; Chromadorea; Rhabditida; Oxyuridae
Source: the annotation of a GenBank genome assembly